AUGGCUGUAGGACACAAAAAGAAGUCAUUACCGGUAAACUCAAUCCACUCAUUUGACUGGAAAGCUUUUCAUAAAACAAGAAGCAAUUAUUUACCUGAUCAAGAUGACAUGCAGAGUAAUCCCAAUUAUUGGCAUGGUUCAGUGGAUAUUUUAAUGGGUAGAGUAACUGCAAUUACAGUGAAAGGUGAGCACAGCAAUCAGGGUGAUGAUGGAGAUGACUCAGAGGAUUACAAUGAUUCUAUUAUUGAAAUGAACAUUUCAGUCCAAGAGGAAUUUUUAACAAGACCUGAAGAAUUUCAAGUCAUUGCUGAAGCAAUUGUGUUUUCAUUAAUUCAGAAACGACAGAACGAAGGCAGCCGGUACAGCUUUGUGCCUACAGUAGCAAUUAAAAAUGAGAAUGUUUACCUGUACAUGUACGAUGGGAAGUAUGAUAUUCUUCUAAAAACGGCAGCAUACCCAUUGUUCUCUUCUACUGUUCCUCCCCCUAAAUUAGAUACAACAACCAUACUGGCUCUUUGGUUUGCAAUAAAUUACAAACUAUUCUGUACAGGUAUAACAAAAGAGAUAAAACAACAAAACUCUCGUGCAAACUUUCUGUCCUCGUUAAACAAAGAAGCAAGGAAUGUAUAUGAGAAAAGGCUUGAAUUUGGCAGAUGCCACAUUGGACCACCUGUAGAAAGAUUUCAUCCUAGAGAAAAUGACAGUGUUGUAGUUGUGGAGGGUACACCUGAUAUUGAAACCCACUUGUCGGCAGAUAGGUGAUUUGUUUUAAGUAUACAACAAUACUGUUGUUUAUUGUAUAUCUGGACUGGAUACUGGGGGCGUAAGUUGAUUGAUUUACAGGGUGGUGUGUUAUAUAAUUUGUUUCAUCAGUUUGUAGGAACAAAGAUAUAUUUAAGCAGUAUUAUGCUAGUUCAGCUGUAAUGAUUACGCUUACUUGUCACAGUAAACAUCACUCUGAUCUCUCCAAAAAAAGGUUUCCUAUGUACACAAGAACAUAUGCGCACUGCUACGGGAAAACCAAUUUUAGAGCUUAUUUGUUACAGGAUCAACUAAACAUCACUGGUUUCCUAUGUACCCAAGAAGAUAUGGGCGCUGCUACACGAAAACCAAUAUUAGGGCCUUGCAACAAGUAUGGAUCCUAAUAAGCCUGCAGUCUGAUCUGGAUCCAUACUGCUCCCAUAUCACUUGCAUACAAUGCUAAAACUGACAAACAUGAUGGAUGUACGCUGAUCUAGAUCUGCCCUAGAAUUGGGUUUCACACAGCAGUGAUGGUAUGUGGGUUAAUUCUAGGUAAAUUACAAAUGAAGCUAGUACUACAGAUAAUUUUAUGCAACAGAUGUCGACUUAGCUGUACAGAAGGCUUUUGUAGGCUAUUGAGAUCUUGUGUGUUCAGCCAUAUGAUUGACUCUGUGAUCCCAACUUCAAGGUUAAGGUCAUACUUGAAUGUCAUGAUCCUUUCAUUAACCUCUUUUUCAAAUUUAUUCAGAGCUGGUCAAUCUAAAAAUCAUUCAGACAUUCUGAUUUGUUUGCCUAUAAAUAAAGAAGGCUGAAAUUGUAAGGUUGUUAUGCAAUAAAGUCAUUGUUGUUGCAUCACAGUUAUUACGUCAUAGCAUGAAACAUUAAAGCAGCAAGGGGAAAAUGAAUAGGUCAAAAACAGUCACACAUUUGGUGCAUGCCAUCAAGGAUGUAGUAAGCCGUGAUACCCUUUUGGAAUCAAAAUAAUAUAUCACAAAAAGUGAUUUUCUUUUGAUUUCAUUCUAUGACAAAACCACAAAAUCUGCAAGUUUAAAAGGUUAUAAGUGGCAUGUACAACCUUAUUUACUUAAGGUCAUUUUUGUCGAGCCCGCUUGCGGAAGCGAAGACAUAGUUGUCCAAAUGGCUGUUCGGUGUAUGUGCGUGCAUCCGUGCGUGCGUCUGUGCAUCCGUCCGGAUUUGUUUGUCUGGACCAUAACUUUGACAUGCAUGGAGCAAUCUUGUUUAUAUUUGGUAUGAAUGUUAAUCUCAAUGAGAUGGAGUGUCCUGCGCAAACCACAGGUUCCUGUCUCAAAGGUCAAGGUCACACUUAGAGGUCAAAAGUCAGAUACAAGAAUGACUUUGUCUGGAGCAUUUCUUUUUGAUGCAAAGAGGGAUUUUGAUAUAACUUGGCACAGUUGUUCAUCAUCAUGAGACGGAGUGUCAUGCGCAAGAUCCUAGAAUUACUUCCCUUUGUUGUUACUUUAAAUAGCUUUUAUUUGUAACUUUUUUUAUUACUGGUCGUAGGGAAAAAUCAAGACCACUUUUCUGUAGUACAACAUGCAUGUUACAUCCAAUUUUCAGGUGUACUUUGACCUAUCUCUUCUGGUGCGGAUUUUUGU
This is a messenger RNA of Mercenaria mercenaria, 2357 nucleotides long. RefSeq lists its product as uncharacterized. The transcript is spliced from 2 exons. NCBI's taxonomy places the organism in Eukaryota, Metazoa, Mollusca, Bivalvia, Venerida, Veneridae. The record is from RefSeq and is a predicted model, not a curated record. Bases 1 to 762 code for a protein of 253 amino acids.